This is a messenger RNA of Aptenodytes forsteri (emperor penguin), 1059 nucleotides long. It is a transcript of the gene TOR2A, whose product is annotated as torsin family 2 member A. The record is from RefSeq and is a predicted model, not a curated record. The transcript is spliced from 3 exons. Gene Ontology annotation, cellular component: nuclear envelope; endoplasmic reticulum lumen. Gene Ontology annotation, molecular function: ATP hydrolysis activity; ATP binding. The coding region runs from base 241 to 720 and encodes 159 amino acids. Lineage: Eukaryota; Metazoa; Chordata; Aves; Sphenisciformes; Spheniscidae.
AGAGCUGCCUGUUCCUGCUCCGAGUAGGUGGUGCUGUGCAGGGAGAAGCUGCUUUCAGCGCCUUCAACUCCGCUUCAGCUCAGGACUCAGCUUUUGCUCUGAGGUAGCUCGAGUCUCCCUCGCCGCCCUCGGUAUCUCGCUGCCUUACGGCUUGGCGGGUAUUUUUCCUAGGAAAGCCUGAAGCGCUGGAUUCAAGGGAACUUGACAAACUGUGGACGGUCGGCCUUUCUCUUUGACGAGAUGGACAAGAUGCACCCGGGCCUGAUCGACGUGAUCAUACCGUUCCUGGGACCCUCGUGGGUUGUGUACGGGACCAACUACCGCAAAGCGAUCUUCAUCUUCGUAAGCAACGCAGGAGGGGAACAGAUCAACGACAUGACGCUGGAUCUCUGGCGUGCCCGCAAGGACCGGGAGGAGAUCAGCCUGCGGGACCUGGAGCAGGCCAUCUCCAAAGCCGUGUUUGAAAACCCUCAGAGUGGAUUCUGGAAAUCUGGGAUCAUUAAUGAACAUCUCAUUGAUUUUGUUGUGCCCUUCCUCCCAUUGAAGCACCACCACGUAAAGCAGUGCGUCGUCGGCGAACUUAUCCAGCAAGGCCUCGAAGUGCGUCCGGGUGUUGUCCAGGAGGUGGCUGACAGCAUCCCCUACUUCCCAGAAGAAGAGAAAAUAUUCUCAUCAACAGGCUGCAAAACAGUGGCCUCCCGGAUCAGUUUUUUCUUCUAGUCCCUGGCGAGGGCCUUGCUCAGAUCCAUCGGGGAUGUAUAUGGAGCUGUAAAGCGGCAGAGCCCAGGGCUGGCGCGAUGAGCAGUGGGAGCUGCGUGUUCCCUCUCGGCAGCACAAGCGGUCUCCUGCUGAACUCAUCCCUCCAGCCCCAAGGAGGCCGCUGCAGGAUGCGGGACCAAGUGCAAGUGAUGUGAUUUAAAGCACUUUACUGAUUUACCCUUGGCCAGGUGAGGGUGGAUACAACCAGCCCGGCGCACCACCCAAGACAUCCGUGACAAAGGGAAGAGGCUAAGAGGUCCUGCAGUGUCAGGGAGGUUUCUCACCCUGUCACAGCAGCAC